GAAGAUGAUCACGCCAAGUUGGCUUGGCGGUUCGACCAUGCAACGCGUCUGGAGCGGCACCUCGUGGGGAAGAUUGAAGCCAGUGGUUUCUCUUGCCAUAAGGACGGUGCAGGGCCUGGCGAAGGCGGCUUCAUGAGUACCCCCAGUGGGGGCAGCAAGUCCAUUGAGAAGCAGCCUGCUCCUGCCACUGAUAAUCUGGCUUCAGUCUCCUCGUCCAGUGCGGACCCGGAAACAGUGCCACCAGGCAUCGCUCCACGCACGCCCCCUCCCUCGGUGCCAAUGUGUUCAGUGAACACUGCAGGCGUGACCGUCCAUCCCGGUCCCACCGAUGAUGCCCUGCGGUUGCAGGCAGAGUCCUUGCUAUCUCAGGUCAGUUGGAGCCAGCUUGAUGCAUAUAUCUUCCCGCACUUUCACAGGCGCCUGAAGGAAAAGUUGCCGGAGCUCGAGCUCACUUUUGCACGUUUGCGAGAGCUCCGCGCGGACGAGGACAUAGUAUGUUUUCAGGUCAUGGGUAACUACAAGAAGCUUCACGACGGCUUCCACCAGUCACCCGAGCUCUCUGUGGGCAACUUUACCCUCGCUUUCACAGCCACGUUGAUGAGCCACGCCUUGUCAACAUUCUUCUCCGGCAAAGAUGCCGUCUUCGGGUCUUUUGUUGAAUGUUGGCUCUUUUCGAUGCGAGGUGCAGAGGGAGCAGUCGCGGACAAGAAAAGGGAGAUCCUGGGACUUUUUCUUCACGCAUGUGAGACAGUGUCAUACUUCUUGCCAGUGGCAAGACAAUCCACCCAGCUCUGCCACCUCAUUGAUUGGAGGCGAGGAGGUCUUCUCUCCACGCAGCUACUGCGCAGUCUCGCAGUCAUGCAGCUAGGUCAAGAAGCUGCACAGCCCUGCCAAGCCGACUUGCAGAGCAAGCUCGUACAGUGCGACGGCGGGCAGGACAGGUUGGGCGCCGCAACCCCGUCGUCAACUUUCGACGACCAGUGGUUGGUGCAGGCCCUCAGUGGGGUGCCACAGCCGAUGCAGGCCGCUCUCUACAAGGCAGUCUUGAGCUUUUCCGAGCCGGGCAGUGCCCUCGCUGACGCGUCUGAGGCGGUGCAGAGAGCAGGUUGGCACAAAGGAUCCAGCGGAUCUGUUCCCGUCGCCGAGUUGUUGAGGAGAGCCCUCCUGGGCUACAGCCCUCCCGCCUUGCCAGCCUCCGCUUCCUGCAGUGCAGUGCCACAGAGUCUGAGGCGCAGUGCGCUCGCUGAGUCCUCAAACCAGCCCGCGGACACCUCCCUGGCAGAGCCAGCUACCCCUCACGGCAACACUGUGCGCUCGCCGACCACUCCUGCAGAGCAGACUCAGGACACUGCGUGA
Molecule: messenger RNA, 1356 nt
Organism: Symbiodinium sp. CCMP2456
Lineage: Eukaryota; Dinophyceae; Suessiales; Symbiodiniaceae
Source: the annotation of a GenBank genome assembly